Populus trichocarpa (black cottonwood) is the source of this 2687-nucleotide messenger RNA. RefSeq lists its product as uncharacterized. Bases 300 to 809 code for a protein of 169 amino acids. The record is from RefSeq and is a predicted model, not a curated record. The transcript is spliced from 3 exons. Lineage: Eukaryota; Viridiplantae; Streptophyta; Magnoliopsida; Malpighiales; Salicaceae.
CUUUUAAUUGUUUUGUCGUGUGUGCUUCCAGGCGGACUCCUCGUAUCCGUAUCCACUUCUCGUACACGUUUAAACCUUUGAAAAAACCUCACAUAAAGAAAACUGAAAAGGAAAGAAAAAAGCUGAGAAAAAGCAAGGCAUCUCUCCCUCUUUCUCCUCGAAGAAAACAAACUCAUACCCCACAAGCAAAGUUCAACACAAGAAAAGGAAAGGAAAUUUCAUUCUCAACCAUAAAGAGCAGUGAAGCAGAGCUCCAUUAGGAACAUAAAGUUACAAGCUGCAUCAAGGAUUAUUAAGCAAUGGAUGAAUGUAGCCCAUGUCCAAAAGACUCGUAUCACAGCGAAAACACCAGUCCAGGAGUAGCCUCUUCAACAACCAGCGUGCAUGUGACGGCCCUUGAUGGCAUAGUGAACGUCAACUCUCUUUUUACAGUCGCUGUCUUUGUUGGUCUCUCCCUUACAACCCCAAAUCAACGCAGCCUCGAAAACCGCAUCUCCUGCGAUGCAGGCAUUGACAUGGCCAAGAAUCUACUAGUCUUCGAGGUUGUGUCCUUCAGUUUCUUCCUCUUCUCUUCUCUGGUUGCACAAGGCCUGAAACUGGCUAUCAAUUUGUUGAACAGUAAAGACGUGGAUGACGCUUUUAGAGCACGCAUUAAUUUGAAGGUUUUGAGGUUCGGGAUGAUGGGAUCGGCUAUAGGGUCGGUCAUGGGUUGUGUGUUUUUGAUGCUGUCAAUGGUUAAUGUGAUUCAGAUUCGGCUGGGGCUGUUGUCUUGUGGGAUCUCUGCAGGUAUGUUGAUUUCGCCAGUAUGAGGACAGAGAAGCAACCCUUGCUGCCGGCAAGAUGAGUUAGAUGACAGUUAUAUUUCUCAAAGAUUUGUGUUGAUAUUGCUUCUGUUGCUUAUCUAUAUAUAUUCCAAGAACCUUGUUAUUGUUUGAUUGCGACGAUCCUGGCAGCUUCCAGGAACUAGCAAGGCCUUAUAUAUGGGCAUGCAAUGUCUUCAAAUCCUUUUCUUCUCUGUUUAUUUCAGAAACAAAAUCCAGGGAGUGAUCAGGAAAGAAUCGCAUUGUAUGAAAAACCGAGUGUGUGAUGGCACCUGCUGCUAAGUCAUGUGAGAAACUUCGAGCCCUGACUUGUAUGUAUUUCUUUCUAUAGACUAGCGGUGUUCCAAAUUCCCUUGCAAGGGAAGGGAUGAUUAUUUGUCUUACCCUUCGUUUCUGCAACUCAACUCUUCCUUAACUUCGUUGUCUAUGAUGACUUGCGAUGUGGGCUAUGAAUGCUUAUCUAAAUUCAGCAUCCUAGCUUGUUUCAACCUUAGAUAUUGAAAGAAAAACAAAAUCGUAUCUUCUGUUCUUGAACAUUGCCAUCACCAUGUUUCCUUAUAGAAUCGGGUCUGCAGAAUGAGUUUGGAAAAAUUUCAUUCUGAUCGAACAAUUAGAUUAAGAAUUAUGUCCGUUUUCUUCAGAAAGCUCCCUUGACAUAUCCAGAUUAUUUUUAGACUUAAAACUUGUCUAUAUACAUGCAUGUUGGGGUGUUGGAGUUCAAUAUUAACUAGGAUAUAGGUUCAUAGGAAUAAAGAGAAAGUGUUAGCUGCCAUGUAUUUUUAGAGCAAAACCAAUGGGAGUUUUGUUCAACAAUUGGUAUCAGAUCCUAUAGUUGAAAAGGAGGACCAAUACCAAUAGGUUGCGAAGAAGAAAAGACACACGCGAAUUAGCAGCAGUGUCUUUGGAAAAUCUCCCAAAAAAAACAAAUGCAGCUGCAAGAAGAAGAAAAAACGCACGCGAAGCAGCAACGUCUUUGAUAGCACAAGUCGUAGCAACAUCUACGUUGUGAAGGAAACGAUCCAGCAACGAUCAGAAUUUUUUCAGCUAGCAGGGACAGCAUCUCCCUUGGACAAAUAAGACCUCAGCAGCUGUUUGAAGAAGAAACACCAAUUAGCAGCAGUUGUCCAGCAGCACGUGAUUGGAGCAGUACAUUAAUAUUGUUGUAGCUUGAAGAUUUCACGCCAGCAGCAGCCCGUAGCAAAUCACAAUAGCAGACGCAGCGCUAGUGAGUAGAUCAUAGGCAAUUAUUUUUUGAUUCCAACAACAAAUGAAGCAGCUUGUAGCAGUCCUCCCAACAGCAUCCAACACCUGUAGUAGCAGCAGAUCCUUCACUUAACAGCUGGCUUUCAUCACAAUAGUAGAUCAUCAGACAAAGCACUUAAUACAGUAGCUUGUUUUUGCAGCAGCAAAUAUGAGAGAUCUUCAAAUUGUUGGAGGGAUCAAAAAGCUUAACAAUCAGAAUUACAGCACAUGGUCAACAUGCAUGAUGCCAGAAAAGACAACGACAGUGAAGACACACAUCCAGCCGAAGAAAUGAAUGAAGAUUUAUGCAAGUGGAAGAUUAAAACCGGUAAAGCAAUGUUUGCCUUGAAAACCAUGAUCGAAGAGGAUAUGUUGGAGCACAUCUAGAAUGCUACUACGCCAAAAGAAGUAUGGAACACCCUUGCUUGUCUCUUCUUAAAGAAGAAUGAUGCCAAAUUGCAACUUCUGGAGAGCGACUUGUUCUUGAUGACACGAGACAUGAUGAUUCUUCGGUAAUUUAAUAAGAUGAAAUCAACAUGUUGUGAGAUUUUCAAAUUAGAACGUGAAACAACUAUUGGUGAAACAAGGAUAAAAAGAAUAACCAUCCAUGGUUUGAAACCUGAA